Molecule: messenger RNA, 2124 nt
Organism: Vespula vulgaris
Lineage: Eukaryota; Metazoa; Arthropoda; Insecta; Hymenoptera; Vespidae
Gene: Fkbp39
Product: 46 kDa FK506-binding nuclear protein
Exons: 4
Coding region: 159-1361 (400 amino acids)
Cellular component (GO): nucleolus; chromatin
Molecular function (GO): peptidyl-prolyl cis-trans isomerase activity; macrolide binding
Source: RefSeq, a predicted model, not a curated record
CAUCGUUCGUUUUGGGCGCAUUGGCGCGAGAACAUCGGAUGUGGUCUGUUUAUAAGAGCGAUCACUCACAUUAACGUAUUGAAAAAGAAGAGAAUAAUUAUUAAUAUAAAUAUACUUUUGUUUAUUUUGAUCCAAGGUUAUACAAUAAAGCAAUCAAAAUGUUUUGGGGUCUAAUAAUGGAACCGAAUAAACGAUACACUCAAACCGUUGAAAAAUCAUUCCACGUGUCUAUGGCGACUUUGGAUGUUGCAAGCGCCGCUGUUAUUGCAGAUGACGAUGUAGUACAAGUGACUGUAUAUUAUGAUGGUACAAAUUACUUACUCUGUAGUUUAAAAAAAGGCUCUGUAUGGCAAGUACCACUUGAUUUGCACUUUCAAGAGGGUACUAAAAUAGCUUUCACAUGUAAUGGGCACAGUCGUGUGCAUUUAACUGGAUAUUUAAUACCAGAUGAUUUAGUUGAUGAAAUAGAAGAAGAGGAAGAAGAGGAAGAAAAAGUUCAACAAUUAAUUGAUAAACAAUCAAAGAGAAAAGCAAUAGAUUUUCCAAAAGGAAAUAAAAAAGUAAAAAGAGUAAAAAAUGAAGUUGAAUCGUCAGAAGAUGAUGAUUUAGAAUUAGAUGGAACAAAUAAUGAUGAAGAUAUCGAUGAUGAAGAAGAAGAAGAAAGAAAGGAAUCUUUGUUGAAUGAAGAAAAUGUUAAUGAAGAAGAAGAUGAGGAAGAAAGUGAUGGUGAUGACGAUGACGAUGAUGAUGAUGAUAAUUAUCAUGAUGAUGAUGAUGAUGAUGAUGAUGAUGAUGAUGAUGAUGAUGAUGACGAUGAUAUUAAUGAAGAAGAAGAGGAAAAGAUACGAAAAAAAUUCAGUAAACAACAGCAACAACAGGGAAAGAAGAACAAACAAGUAGAACAACUACAGCAAAAAAAGAAGCAAGAUAAACAAAAAUUGGUAAAUGGAAAGGAUAUCAAACAGAAUCAACAAAAAAAGAAUAAAGGAGAACAGCAACAACAGAAUACUUCAAAUGAACAGAAGAAAAGGGUGGUUGAGGGAGGUGUACAAGUAAAAGACAUUAAAACAGGCAAUGGUGCAUUUGCAAAAGCAGGAAAAUUUGUUUCUGUGUACUUUAUAGGACGAUUGCAAAAUGGCAAGAAAUUUGAUGCCACUACACAAGGAGAUGGUUUUAAAUUUAGGCUUGGAAGAGGCGAAGUUAUCAAAGGUUGGGAUGUAGGCAUUACUGGUAUGAAAGUUGGUGGAAAGAGACAAAUUACAAUACCUCCAGCUAUGGCGUAUGGUGCUAAGGGUUUUCCACCUGCUAUUCCUGGCAACAGCACACUUAUUUUUGAAGUUGAACUAAAAAAUGUCCAUUAAUAUGUAAUUGUAAUCUGACAAAUAUUUGCAUAUUUCAUAUAACUGUAAUUCUAAAAAAUUUUACUAUUUAUUUAUUAACAUAUAAGGAUAUAUUAAAAAUUUAUUAAUAAUGACAAAAAAUCUCUAUAGGUUAUUAUAUUUUAAAAAUAUUCAUACAACAUCAAAUUUGUUUGUAUUAAAUAUAAUAUUUAUUCCCAUAAUACGAUAAUACUUAUAUUUUUGCAACAGAUUAUUGUUUACAUAAAUAAUUAAUUAUAAGAGUUUAAUUAAAUUGAAUAUUAUCAGAUAUAAUUAGUAAUGAUAUUUUGUGACAUCCUUAUAUGUUAAUAGGUGAGUAUUCAAAUGUAAUUAGACAAAAAGUCGUGAAAUAUGUAAAGGAAUGCCUAAAUAGAUUAAAGCAGUUUUGAAUUGUUGGAGGUAUAAAACAAGAUGUUGAUGUUUUUGAUAAAAAGUUAUAUUAAUGCAAUGCAUUUAAUAUCGUAUAUACAGUCAACAUAUAUUUGAGCAAUCAAGGUACAGUGUAUACAAGUAUAACAUCUCUUAUAUCUCACUAUAAACUUAAAAACUACUGUUGAGUAUUAAAAAAGUAACUGAUGUUUACAAAUAAAUUUUACAAAUAUUCUAGCUCUGGUAUAUGUUUAUUUUAACUUUUAUAAUGUCUGCAACAUAAAUUUCCAGGGCGUAUACAUCAAAAUUGUGUAAACACUAAAUGUAUUUAAAUGUAUUCAUCAAAAAGAUAUUAUAUAAUAAAAUUUUAACUUUA